UCAAAGAAAGAAAAAGAAAAAACCAGUUUAAUGAAAACAGAAAGAGGUUUGGUCUCUUAUCCUAAAAUAUUUCCCCUUUCUUGUUCCUAAACGUUUCCAAAGUCCUAAUCUGAUUCCUCCUUUCGGACACGCUAAAUCCCCUUUCUUUCUGGGUUUCUCAAUUUCAUUUUGCUUCUCAAUUCUCCACCCAAAAAAAAAACACACGAAACUAUUGAUUCAUUUCUUCUUUUUUUUUUCCUUUUUUUUUUAAUUUUAGGUCUGUAUCAUCAUCAUCUUCUUCUUCCUUAACGAUCCAGCUUAACUAUUUUCACUUUCACUGAUUCUUUCUUCUGGGUUUUUGCAUAUUUUCAAUCUUUUUUUUUUCCCUUUUGAUCAAAGCUUUGAUUUGUGUCUCCACCAAAUCUCAGAAAAUUUCUCAAACCAAUUUGUGUAAUUUUAAAAAUCGGAAGCAAUCGAGAGACUCUGUUUGAUUGAAGAAGGGCUAAAAACGAUCAACAUUAUGAGGAAAAACGGCGACGUUUCCUUGAAGCCGACAGCUCCCGACGGUGUUGUGUCCCGAUCAGCUCGGACCUCUACGUUCCGUGCUCUCUUUCGCGUCAUUUCCUCUGGCGCUUCCACCGUCGCUCGCUCCGCCGCUUCCGCCGCUUCUUCCGCCGUUAACCGCGACGUCGAAUCUCUUCACGAUCAGGUACUAUGGGCGGGGUUUGAUAAGCUAGAGAAAGAAGACGGAGAUACACGGAGAGUUCUCUUACUUGCGUUUCACUCCGGUUUUCAAAUUUGGGACGUUGAAGAAACAGAUAACGUCCAUGUUAUAGUGUCUUCCCACGAUGGACAAGCCUCCUUUAUGCAGAUGCUGCCAAACCCUAUAACCUCCGAGGAGUUUGACGAUAGGUUUUCCGACAGCCGUCCGCUUUUGGCUGUCUGUGGUGACAGUUCUUGGGAUGAACAGAGUAGUAGACAGAGCGGUGGUUCUGACAAUCCUGAGACCGUGGUGGUUCCUACAAAUGUGCAUGUCUACUCGUUAAGCUCUCAGUCUUAUGUCCAUACGUUGAGGUUCCGGUCUGUUAUCUAUACCGUUAGGUGUAGUUCUCGGAUCGUUGCUGUCCUCCAAGCAGCUCAGAUACAUUGCUUUGAUGCUAAGACAUUGGUGAAGGAAUACAUGAUCGUCACUAACUCAAUCGCUUACGGCUCCUCCUUGGGUGUUGGAUACGGUCCUCUCGCCGUUGGUCCACGUUGGAUCGCUUACAGCGGAAACCGUGUCGCUGACUCGAGCUCCACGCUUUUCAAUCCGGAGCUCAUCACUCUAUCCUCAUCUCCCAGCGUUGCACAGUUUGCGAGAGAAUCUAGCAGGCAGAUCGCUUCCGGGAUCGUGACUCUUGGUGACAAAGGGUACAAGUCGUUCUCUAGGUACUGCUCGGAGGUUCUGCCUAAUCCGUAUAUUCCUGGUUUGAAAGGCAUUGGAGUUGCUAAUGACAAUGUGGUGGACGCAGAUAGCAUAGGAAUGGUUGUUAUCAAGGAUAUUAUAAGCAAAAGCGUUGUAACGCAGUUUAAAGCACACAAGAGUCCUAUCUCAGCUUUGAGCUUUGAUCCAAGCGGCAUGCUUCUUGUGACUGCUUCGAUUCAGGGACAUAAUAUUAACGUCUUCAGGAUACUGCCGAGAGCCUCUACAAGUACAAGCAGUGAUGCGUCUUUUGUGCAUCUGUUCAGGCUCCAGCGUGGAUUUACUAAUGCGGUGAUCCAAGACAUCAGUUUCAGCAAUGAUAGCAGUUUGAUAGCCAUCAGCUCUUCAAGAGGGACAAGUCAUCUGUUUGAGAUCAAUCCCGAGGGAGAAGGGAAUAAUGCUCCUCUUCCUCUAUCAGCUGUUAAUAGGAUAAGAAGCGGAAACAUCAGCGGGUGGAUGGGAACAAUGAGCGGUGCUGCAGCAGCUGCAGCUGGAAUGGUUGGAGGCUCUCUACCUGGUGCAACCGCAUCAGCUUUCUGUUACUCCGUUGAACAGAACAAGAACAACAACCACUAUGGUUCUUCUGCUGCUACUUCUGAUGAUAGCUUGAAGAGGAACCUUCUAGUGUUUGCUCCUUCUGGAUGUAUGACACAGUAUGCGUUGAAGGCUAAUCAGGUUGAGGGCGGUGGUCAUGAGAUGGCAGGGUUUGAUUUUGAGUCUGGUUCGGAGACUGAAGGGAAAGUAGGGGUUGAGCCGAUGAGGAGGUGGUCUAUGAUUCAGAACCAGUCCAGAAGAGAGAUGCAAGAUCAGCACAGUGACGUGUAUGGAGGAGGUGGAGCAAGUUCGGAUUCUAAAAGUAGAGUGUUUCCGGAGAUUGUUAGGAAGCAGAGUGCUGAGGAGUCUUGGAAAGUUACUAAGAAAGGAAAGGCGGCUCGUGGGGAGGAUAAGCAUCAGAUGUACAUGUCUGAAGCAGAACUGCAAAUGUAUCAGCCGUCUCAGUUACCAUUAUGGGGAAGGAGAAAUUUUAGGUUUCAAGAGUGGGUGUUGGGUGUGGAUGAAGAGAGUAAUGGUGGAGGAGGAGGGGAGAUGGAGAUUGAAGGAAUCCAAACAAGAACGGUCGAAGGAAGAAGAAGAGGUUUGGUUCCAGUGUGGGGUUAUCUCCAGUCUCCAAAACCCCAACAAGUGAUGAGAGAAUCAUUCCAGAGGCCAAGGAACACUACACAAGGUGAUCACGUGGCUCCUCUAGAGGGUCAUGGAACAGAAACCGAGUUUGGAGUUGUACAUAGCAAGGAAGAGAACUUGAGAUCAGAAGAAGAGAGCCUGAGGUCUGAAGAAGGUAGCUCGCUAUCAGAAGAAGAGACCUAAAGCACGUCUGAAAACGAUGAAGAAGGGUGAUGUUGUUAUUCAUUUAUUUAUUAUUUCACCACAAACUCAGCUUCAACUUCAACAACAACAAAAAUAAACAGUGGAAAAAAAAUUGUAUAGAAAAAGGAAAAGAAGUUGUAAAUAGAAGUUGUAUACUACUUUUCUUUUGUUACGGAUGUUCAUUGAUUCAUGAAUUAUAUCUUAGCAUGUAAACUAAAAUAGAAAGGUUUAACUCUUUUUACUGCACAGUUGUAAUCAAUCUUAUAAUACAUGUUAUUUGAAA
This is a messenger RNA of Raphanus sativus (radish), 3089 nucleotides long. Its product is annotated as autophagy-related protein 18f-like. Lineage: Eukaryota; Viridiplantae; Streptophyta; Magnoliopsida; Brassicales; Brassicaceae. The transcript has 6 exons. Gene Ontology annotation, molecular function: protein binding. The coding region runs from base 500 to 2806 and encodes 768 amino acids. Gene Ontology annotation, biological process: response to starvation; autophagy. The record is from RefSeq and is a predicted model, not a curated record. Gene Ontology annotation, cellular component: cytoplasm.